This is a messenger RNA of Pediculus humanus corporis (human body louse), 1194 nucleotides long. RefSeq lists its product as uncharacterized. The transcript has 8 exons. Bases 1 to 1194 code for a protein of 397 amino acids. NCBI's taxonomy places the organism in Eukaryota, Metazoa, Arthropoda, Insecta, Psocodea, Pediculidae. The record is from RefSeq and is a predicted model, not a curated record.
AUGAUUUUAAAUAACAUUAUAUUGUUUCUUAUAAUUGAAUUAGUGAGUGUCGCGAACAUCGAACCGGCUUUGUUAUCCAUUGCCGAAAGGUUGAGAGCAUUGGAACACAUAUAUUCGUUAAGAUUUGCCGCUCCGCGAUGGGAAUUAACGGUGGAAAGUCAAAAUCGAAAAUUGGAAGCUUUAGAAUCGAAAUUAUCGAGAAUCGAAACGCUUUUGGAAUUGAAAAUAGACAAAUUGACCGAGGGACUCACGUCGAAAACUUUAAAAGAAGAAUUAUCGAAAGAACAACUCAGUCGAAAAAUAGAUACCAUUUACGAAAGGCUUAAUCAUAGAAUGAGUUACAUGGAAUCGAGAAUCGAAAACAACAUCGUCAAACAAUUGACGAAUCUCGACACGUCACUCAAGGGAAUAAGCCUACAGAUAGAACCAUUGGAAAAAAGUUACAACGAAGUCGAGGGAGAUUUAAUGGAGAUAUCAAACAGUUACGAAGAAAUUAAAAAUUUCAUGACGAAUUUCAAUGCGACAUUUUCCAAUCAGCAAAACGACAACACGUUUAAAAACAUAAGCGACGAAACGUUGAAAAAAGUCGAAAAAAACAUGAUAUCGGACAUGUAUAACGAAAUGAUAAGAAGAGGAAAAAUGAACGAAGACAUGUUGAAAAAUUCUAUAAAUUUAUUUAACGUCACGAGAAAAGAACUUCAAGACUCUGUACAAAUUCUCAAAUCCCACAGGAAACAUUCGUGUCAAUCCAUGCCGGAUGAUACCUACGAUUACCUGUUGGAAAAAAUCGAUACCAUGACGAGGAAAAACGAGGGUAAUUAUCAAAGAUUGGAUACGACAAUUGAAAGACUUCACGAAAAACAAGAACUCUAUCAGGAAAGUUGUCACAGGCUUCAACUCAAUGAACCGCAAAUAGAAAAUAGAAUCGGACAAAUAUUAGAAAAAAUUUUAGAUUCGAUUGAUAAUCGCACGUAUGUAACGGAUAAAAAUUAUGAUACCAUCCUGGAAAAGCUCAAAAGUCAUCAUUCGCACGUUAUACGAACUCUGGGUCACACGGGUAACGCUGUUAUUAAAUUAAGCGAACAAAUAAGCAACGAUUUCAAAGCUUUGUACUACGACAUUGCUGUCAACAAUCCGACAGUACAUAAAAUUGACGUCAUCAUAGCAACUUCAAGAACAAUUUUUCGAACUUAA